Brassica napus (rape) is the source of this 3718-nucleotide messenger RNA. RefSeq names its product protein LIGHT-DEPENDENT SHORT HYPOCOTYLS 9-like. Bases 196 to 777 code for a protein of 193 amino acids. Gene Ontology annotation, cellular component: nucleus. Lineage: Eukaryota; Viridiplantae; Streptophyta; Magnoliopsida; Brassicales; Brassicaceae. Gene Ontology annotation, biological process: response to light stimulus; mRNA transcription. The record is from RefSeq and is a predicted model, not a curated record. The transcript has a single exon.
AAUCAAAAUUUAUUGUCACUUUAUAUAUGUAUCAAUUUUUAUAAAAUACCUAAAUAUAUUUUCUCCUCGUUCCACUCAGUACGUAUCUCCCUUGCUUUCCUUCACUUUAUUGUCGCUUUUAGACCUUGAAUUUUCUCAUAAAUCAGAACAUAAUACCAAAACAACACCAAAAAGAAAUCAGAGUUACUCCUAAGAAUGUCUUCGGAUCAUCACACACCAACGAAAGAUCCACCGGAUCGUCCAUCUUCUUCCUCCAUCAACCACAACCAACUGCUUCCUUCUCAACCGCAGGCGCAGCAACCGCUCAGCCGCUACGAGUCUCAGAAACGCCGAGACUGGAACACGUUCAUCCAAUACCUAAAAUCGCAGAAUCCACCGCAGAUGAUGUCUCAGUUCGAUUACACACACGUGCUAAGUUUCCUCAGGUACUUAGAUCAGUUCGGUAAGACCAAAGUACAUCACCAAGCUUGUGUCUUCUUCGGACAACCAGAUCCACCAGGACCGUGCACAUGUCCUCUCAAACAAGCUUGGGGAAGCUUAGAUGCUUUGAUAGGACGGUUGAGAGCUGCUUAUGAGGAACAUGGCGGUGGGUCACCGGAUACUAACCCGUUUGCAAACGGGUCAAUCCGGGUUCACUUGAGGGAAGUGAGAGAAUCUCAAGCCAAGGCUCGUGGGAUUCCGUACAGGAAAAAGAAGAGGAGGAAGAUUAAAAACGAUGGGGUUGUUGCCAGGAAGGAUGUUGCAAACUCUUCGACUCAUAGUCAGUCGUCCACUUGAUAAUUUAUCACAUAAAAAAUUUCCGAUAUAGGUAAAUCUAUUUUGAAAUUCUUUUUUUUUUUUCACUCUUAAUUUAAACUCUCAUAUGCUCUUUUUAAAUUGGAAUUAUUCCCUCUGAAUAAGGACACCACAAAAACUCAAAAUAUCAUAUCAAUAAUAGUGAUUGAUUCCAUGAAAUUUCUUGAUAAUUUAUGUUGUCAUUAUAUAUAUAUAUACGAAUAGUAAUUGGUAUUUUCUAACGAAUAGUAAUAGGUAUUGAAGAUCAUAUAUGUAUAAGGGAUAAAAUACCGAAAAAGUAGUUUUUUUCUUAUCAACUCUUCAAGUGUCCAAUUGUGAAUGGUAUUUUAAUGACAUAAAUUUUCUGUACGUUGCAUUGCAUGCAUAAUGAUGUAUACUCGUACACUGGUAGCAUGUGUAGGUCAAUAAUAUUUCUUACAUUACAUACAUUUAAAAGUUACUUGGAUAUGUACACAUAUACAAGUUGUCACAAAAUAUGAAGUUUAGUAUUAUGUGUCAGAGGUUAGCUAGGUUGUUAUCAUCUUACCGUUGAGCUUAGCUCCGGUUGUAGCUCGGUUGUUAUCAUCUUACCGUUGAGCUUAGCUCCGGUUGUUAUCGUCUUAUCAUUGAGCUAGUGUCUCCUUUUAACAUUUAUAUAUUAUGUCUUAUUGUACUUUUUUAAUUGAUCAGUUUACCUCGAGGUUAGUUUCGGUUGUUAUCGUCUUAACGUUGAGCUUACUUACCGUUGAGCUUACCUUUGGUUGUUAUCAUUUUACAGUUGAGCUUAGCUCCGGUUAUAAUCGCUUAGCCUUUGAAGCUUUUAAUAUAUUUAGUGACAAAAAAGUAUUAUGUGUAUAUACAUUUAUUUUGGAAUAUAUUUUGGAAUAAUCUUGUAGCUAUACAUUAGACCAUAGUAUUUAAUAAAUGUUGGUUUGGAGUCUGCUAGCUAGGGAUACUAGCUAGGAUGAUUAGAAUAAUCUUGUUUUUAAUAUAUUCCAAAAUGCUUGAUUUCUUUAUAUGUUACUGACUUUGAAGAAUGGAUUAGUGGCAAAUCGGCCGGUUUACAAAAUGCAUGGUUUCUCGAAUCAUGUAACUAAAUGAUAUAAAAAAAGCAAUUAAACGAUAUGCAUGAAAAUUAGUAUUCUAAGAAAAGAAGAAUAUAGCUUUUAAAUGAUCUUGGAACCUGAGCAACCCGGGUUAACCUAAGUAAUCUGGAUUCAAAUGCACUCCACUACACUUCAUAUUAUGGCUACACAGAAAAUGAACUUCGGCUAAUUUGAAAAUCCGGAAAACGAUUUAUAUGAUGGAUUGUAUCUUUUUUUGGAGAUUAGUUUAGGUUUGAUGUCUGGGAUACCCUCAAGUUAGUAAAAAAAAAAGACUUUUAAAUGGUCUUAUACAAUUAUGGAUUUUGUUAAAACAUUCAGACAUUAAUCUACUGGUCCAUUCUAAGUUAUGUGUUAUUUAAAAGUUGAUUCAUCUUAUGUGUGAAUAUCUCGUGCUAUUGAAACUUAUAUUUUAUAACUCACUGUAUUAUAAAUUUUUGAAGUUAGUCACUCAAUUAUAUUGUACUCCAACUAAAAUAUUAUUACAAAAUUUGAAUGCCUAAUGACCUCUAUAAUAUUUGACAAUUUACACGUAAGUUUUCAUAAUGGUCAAUUACAUAUAUAUCACUAAUAAACUAAAAUAAUAAUGAAUCAUUUUCAUUAUUAAUAUUUUUCAGUUUCCUUUUUAAUGAUUAAUUUUAUUCUAUGUUAUUGUUUUGAUAACAGAAGUAGAAGCUUUUAUAAAAAUAAAAACAUAUUAUUAUAUUAAAAGUAUGUUUUACGUGUUUCACCCAAACUAAUCAUCACGAGUCUAUUGAUAAAUUAAAAUUAAGAGCUUAUUUGACAAAUAAUUUCAUUUUCUAAAUAAUGUGGUUUUAAAAUAUGCCCUUAACCUACUACGAGCUUUUAAAAUAUUAUGUGUAACCAUGUGAUUGUGGUUUAGUGGCAGACAAGCUUUGAGUUGUUAAGAAAUCUCCAUUGAAGAGUACUUUUGAUCAACUCUCUCAAUCUGUGAGUGUGACUAACUCUCUCAAUCGGUGGUGGAAUAGACUUGCUCGAAUAACACAAGCAAUCCUAAUCUAUAGAAUAGUAUCGACAAAUGACUCAAAUAAAACUGAAGGCAAGAUAUUCAAAGACACUCUUUGAAAAAAAAAAAAAAUUCUUAUGUACAAAACUUGUAGAUUGAAAGGUGAAUUUUGAACUGUCUAAAAGCUUAUAUAGGCCAUGGCUCAUUUCUCAGAAAAAAUAAGGAAACAAGCCAAACAAAGCAUAAAAAUCAAAAACUAGCAGUUGGAGAGAUUGUUGGAAUUUGGAAAGAGUUAUUAAUGGAGUUUGAAUGCAAAUAGCUCCAAAUAUGUUAAGUGUAAGCAAGAGUCGAUCCGCCCGAUCCUGGUUUAUUGUAGGACAUCUUGGAUGACUUCUAGAUGGUCUAGUAUCUCUCCUGGUUUCUAUAAAUAGGUUCGGGUCGAAAUUUUUUGAAAGAGUUAAAGACUUCAAUUAAAUAAUGUCGUUUUGACCCAUUUAGUAAAUUGGAUGGAUCUUUUUGUUGGAUCUGGUUCUGGGCUAUUUUAUUCCUUCUAUGGAAUCCUAAGAGGCUCUCUUUGAGGGGACAAGUGACUUUGGUUGAAGACAACUCAUGGUUGGACUUUUAUGGACUGAGAUAUGAGGAAUAUUCCACUUCCUAUUGAUGCACUGGUGAGUUAACUGUCUUUGGCAAGUGAUUUCAUGUCAAUUGUCUUUAUGGUUGUGGAGAUAUUGUAUGCACAUAUGUCCUACUCGGUUUCUUUAGCUCAUUUGAGCUUCAUGCUCUCCACUCCAUGCCUCAUGAUUAUUUGCUCUAUAUAUGGGUUAUGUUGACUAGAUGUCCUCAUCACUCUUCAUUUGAAAGUUCUUCCCUCAAA